Messenger RNA from [Torrubiella] hemipterigena, 558 nucleotides. The record is from the annotation of a GenBank genome assembly. NCBI's taxonomy places the organism in Eukaryota, Fungi, Ascomycota, Sordariomycetes, Hypocreales, Clavicipitaceae.
GUAGGAGAAAUACACUAAUACAGCUAGGGCCCAAGAAGCACCCAACAAGACGCCACAGCCAGUGCCAUCGGUAGAGGAAAAUUCCGUCUUUACACAAGCCCAAUCUAUGCUAAAGGAGCUACGUGACACGACAGAGAGGUACCGGUACAUCAAUAACCAGCCCUUGACCAAAAGGCAAACAGAAAAAGCGAGGUGGCAGCAGGAUAGCAAAGAUCUACAUGAAUUGAACAAGAUAGUCCAUCACGGCUUGGUGGACGUGAUCAACACUUAUGUGGUACCUGAUGCUCGCCAGAGGGCAACCUUUGCCAGCAAUGAGACUGAACGGCUCGAAUUAAAUAGCAUCGCCAAGGAUAUAGUUGGUGAGAUUCAACCAGCAGACAUGGAACAUACAUGGGGUUCCUGUGCAUACGACAUGCUCAAAGGGCUAGCUGGGAUUCUGAAGCCACUGCCAGAGCCUCCAGAGUAAAUUAUCAAACAUUUUUAGCGUCUCAUUCACACUAUAUAUUUUUAAAAAUAAAUUCCAGAUUUCUGUUGACGACGAUAUUCCCUUAACUGCAG